CCCCCCCACCCCCCCAGACACCCCAGGUAGACUGAAGAGACCAACGCCUCGGUUAGUUAGGUUUAGAGCCUGUCCAGCUAGUUUUUGUCACUUGAAGGAGUAUGUUGCCAACCCUGUCCCUCUGUUCCAUCAUUUGGUUAAACCGGGGUAUCAAGCUGAGGAAAGUGCUCCACAGCGCCAACACUGGCCUGCUCUGAGGCAGCAGCACCCUACCUACCUUCCUCCAUAGACUCGGCCAUUUUAGCAAUGCUUCUUAGCUUCGGUUGAUAGUUCCAAACGGCCACUACUCAUCACCCACUACUGCCUGUACAUUUCUGGGUUGCCGUAGCAUCGGGCCGACAUUCGCAUCCUCUCAGCGUCUUCGGCAGCUUUUCUCGGUUUCCCGAAAUGGCGGUCGAGGGUUUCCAGUACCGUGCCCUCUACGUGUACACCAAGGACUUGGAGGAAGAUGUUGAUCUGCACCCCGGGGACAUUCUGACCGUCAGCAAGGCCUCCCUGCUCUCCCUGAACUUCAAGGAGGGGGAUGAGGAGCGUCCCGAGCUCCUAGGCUGGCUGCUGGGCUUCAACGAGCGGACCAAGCAGAGGGGGGACUUCCCGGGGACAUACGUUCAGUUUGUGGGCCACGUGAGGAUGUCACCGCCAUCCAGUCAGCCUCGCUCCCAAAGAAUCCUCCCAGCAGCCCCAGGGCCUGASCUGUCACAGCAAGCUGUUUCUCUUCUGGAUUUGACUGAGCAGUUCACACCACCAGAAACUGCUCCCCCUACCCUGGUGAACCUAGUGGAGGCCAUUGAGAARAAAGGUCUGGACUGCAAGACACUGUACAGGACACGUCUCRCAUCCGCCUCAGAUGGCCCAACACAGAGCCAGAGAGAGGAGGUGGAGUCGGGGCCUGGUAGUGACGUGGGCGCCGUGUCGGAGUGUUUACUCCGCUACCUGCGGGAGCUGCCGUCCCCCGUCAUCCCCCCCGGUGUUUACCCAGACCUGCAGGCUGUGCUGCAGCAGGGCGCCGCGGGUACAUGCCACAUUUCACUCACCCCUGCUUGUGCGCAACCAGUGCCCCCCACCAACCCAUCCCCAGCCCCGACGAAACAGACCCAGGCAAUAGCAAACUGGUCCAAGGCUGUGGCGGCGAGCAGCAGUGGAGGCAGGGAGCUGAGCCUGGUCCUGGAGAGGGCCACCAGCAUGCCCCUGCAUCACCACCUCACCCUGCACUACCUGCUCACACACCUGGGUAAGGUGGUCCAGACCUCCCAUCUUAAUGGCCUGGACCUUCACACCCUGGGUCUGGUUUUUGGGCCGCUGCUGAUCCGGCCCAGCUCCGCCACUGGGUGGGAKGUGGGGGAGGAGUUCCCUGCACUGGCACUGGAGAGGCUUCUGAUGGAGAUGGCCAUGGGACAGGAAGUCACGCACCCAGCUCUACCAGCCAUGCCAGUAAAGGUCAAAGSUACAACUCCAGCCAUGACUGAGAGCAGCAUACUGAGUGAUUCGGAGUGGUACUGGGGUGAAAUCUCCAGGGAGGAAGUGAAUGAGAAGAUGAGAGACACUCCUGACGGGACGUUCAUGGUCCGCGACGCCUCCAGCAAACUGGAGGGAGAGUACACACUGACCCUCAGGAAAGGCGGAAACAACAAGCUGAUCAAGGUCUGCCACCGGGAAGGUCGCUAUGGCUUCUCAGAGCCUCUCACCUUUAUCACGGUGGUGGAGCUCAUCAACCACUACCGCCAUGAGUCCCUGGCCCAGUACAACGCCAAGCUGGACACCCGGCUCCUCUACCCUGUAUCCAAAUUCCAGCAGGAGCAGCUGGUGAAGGAGGACAGCACUGAGGCGGUGGGCGAGCAGCUGAAGGUGUACCACGAGCAGUACCAGGAGAAGAGCUGGGAGUACGACGUGCUCUACGAGGAGUACACACGCACCUCACAGGAGCUCCAGAUGAAGCGCACAGCCAUCGAGGCCUUCAACGAGACCAUCAAGAUCUUCGAAGAGCAGUGUGAGACUCAGGAGCGCUACAGCAAAGAGACCAUCGAGAAGUUCCGACGUGAAGGCAACGACAAAGAGAUCCAGAAGAUCCAAAGCAACUCGGAGCGUCUGAAGUCUCGGGUGACAGAGAUCCACGACAGCAAGAGGAAGCUGGAGCAGGACCUGAAACAGCAGGCAACCGACAACAGAGAGAUCGACAAGAGGAUGAACAGCCUGAAACCAGACCUCAUGCAGCUAAGGAAGAUCAGGGACCAGUACCUGGUGUGGUUGACACAGAAGGGGACGAGGCAGAAGAAGAUUAAUGAAUGGCUGGGCAUAAAGAACGAGGCAGAAGACUCCUACUGGCUGGUGGAGGAGGACGAAGGCUCGCCCCACCAUGACGACGGCACCUGGUACAUGGGCGACAUCAAGCGCACCCAGGCAGAGGAGCUGCUGAGGGACAAGUGUGACGGCACCUUCCUCAUCCGAGAGAGCCAGACGCAGAAGGGCUCCUAUGCCUGCUCUGUAGUUGUGGACGGCGACGCCAAGCACUGCGUCAUCUACAAGACGGACAAAGGCUAUGGCUUUGCCGAGCCCUACAACCUUUACAGCUCCCUGAAGGACCUGGUGCUCCACUACAAGCACGAGUCCCUGGUCCAACACAACGACCAGYUGAAUGUAACCCUGGCCUACCCGGUCCUCACCCAGACCUAGCAGCAGCACCCCAGAUUAGGGGCAGCGUGGCAUGACGACCCCCAAUGGAGACCAGAGUUUCUAAAGCAUGGCAAAUCAAGCACACUACGUACUACAGUACCAACCACAGUAAACAUGAGACAAAAAACAUAGACGUGUUCGUAGACAAAAAACAACAUAAGCACACAGUUAUGAUAUAAGCUCUCAGACCAUAGUUAGAAGAGCGAGAGGGAGUGAGAGAGGAAAGGAGAGAGUCGGGAAGCUAGAGGGUAAAGAUACUGGAUGUAGAAUAGAUUUUUGGGGGAAGGGAAGUUGAUGCCAGCUUUCAGAUGCAUGGUGCUGAAAAGGAGGGCUGGGGUGGUGGGUCAAACUGUUAGAUUCUAUAAAAAGCUUGCUUAAGUGCCAUAGAGAGCCUUGAUUGACCACAAGCCUGUGUUGGGAAAGAAGGGGACUGUGGGGUGGGUGGGUUGGUGCUGGGAGGGAGAGCAAACUACAGCUUUAGAAAUAUAUAUAUAUAUAUAUAUAUAUAUAUAUAUAUAUAUAGAUAUAUAUAUAGAUAUAUAUAGAUAUUGUUUUUUAAGUCCAAUUUCCAUGAAACUGCCGUGGGCUCUCGAGUUUGUUGUAAGAUAUAAAUUCUUUAUGAAAAGAGAUGUGAUAUAUUUGGUGUAUUGUGAAUAUAUAGAUGAUAUUCACAAUAGAUCAAAUAUAUAGUGUAUUGAUGAAUACAGUUUCUAAAGGGAUUUAAGUUUCCCUUUUCCGUUUAAUCAUGGCUAGUGGAGAAAUCCCUCCAAGCUCGUUUCUACAUUUCUGUUCUAGUCAGGAUUGGGCUCAAUUCCAUUUAGAUUCCAGUCAUUUCAGGAAGUACACGGAAAUUCCAAUUCCAAUGGUCUUUAAUGCUUUUCAAUGAGGAASAUUUUACAUUGGAAUUUAAUAUACUUUCUGAAUUGAGUGGAAUUCAAAUGGAAUUGACCCCAACUCUGCUUCUAGUGCUUUCUUUUAUACUGUAGCCUAUAGCCAUGAUUGACUAUGGUAUUACUGUUAGUAUUCAUGGUGUUUUUAUUUCUACGUGAAUAUACUCACAGAGCAUCAAUCUAUUGGAUCUUAACUCUCGGUACUUAGUCUCUAGGAAGCCUGUCUAGUACAAUGUUCUUCUCACAAGCGUUUGCUUUUGUCACAGCGUUACUACUACUCACAGUACUUCCUCUUUGAGCUUGACUGUUGUUUUUAUUUGACACAAGCUUGAUUCACAGAGCUGUAGAACAUUGUUGUACAUAAGAAAAAAAACAGAUUAUUGUAGAAAGCCGUUAUAUGACCCAUAUAUCUACAGACAGUAACAGGCAGUGUGACUGUCAGUCUAAAAGCUGUAUUUGCUGUACGUAACCAUGCAAACAGAAAGUAUUGAAUGCUUUCCUUCCCAACUGUGUCCCCCCGCAGGGGAAACUGCUGGAGGAUGCGCAGUAUCCAGCUAAACUUGAGCCAAAUGAAGGAUGUCUUUCAUGUAGCAAAAACAAUAUCUGAUCCGUUUUGAGCAUGACCACAGAGAUUCGAGAGAAUUUCUAUAAGUACAGAAUGCAUGUAAAUCCUUCUUUUGGAUAGUACCUAGAAACUCGCCCUAGUACUCGUGCUGUUUUAAGUGUGUACGUCUCAUGUCGUAGACCAGUAUAAUGCACAAACAAUAGUAAGUGAAUAAGAAGACAUGGAGAUUUACAGACACACUCAGUGUGGAGUGAAUCCCUCCACAGGUACUGAGCAGUACUUUUGUUGUGUGGCUUCAGGGACUUACUCUGCCAAUGCUUCUAUUCCUUUUCCAUAGCAUAGACUUUGUUUGUGUGAAUACACUUCAGCCAAAAUUUGAAGGUUGAUUCUUGACUUGAAAGUGAAAAUCCACUCAAACUAUCUUUGGUAUUUUUUUUUCUUCAUUAGUCCACUUGAUACAGUCCCAAAACAUUUUAGGACUGUAUCAACAGAAAAAAAUCUAAACAAUUUUAUUGAAUGGAUUUUCCCUUUAAAGAAACAUAAUGUAAUGAAACUGAGGAUAUCGAGGAUUUAAAUUUGGUGACUUGAUUUAAGUGCUGCAUUUAGAUUCGUUGAGAAAGAGGGAACAUUUGUAGAAUGAUGGCCACUCCUUUUUGGGCAGUUCUAAACAUGAUCAUUUGCUCAGUGUGAUUUAUUUUCGCUCUUUUGGUAAUACAGAUUAAGUAUGAUGCGUAAAUAUUGCAAUUGAACAGUCAUGCAAGUGGAUUGGUUAAUUAGUUAUGGGAAAUUAGAUGGUACAAAUGUUGGUUGGAGACAAAAAAUUAUGUUAAGGAUAAAUACAUUGGUACUGUUUAAUGGUGCUUUGCACAGUUCUUGGCCAGAAGACUAGACAAUAAUUAAACUCAAAGUGACAUUAGUUGGGUGUCUUGAGAGGGAUAUAAAAGAGUGUGAAUCACAAAGUUAAGAAGUGCCUUCUCUGUCUGUGUUACUUAGCUCUUGUCUUUUUGUCAGAAGAGCUUCUCUCCUGUAGACAGAGCCACAGUGUACUGUAGUCUUUGCUUAAAAACGACCCGCACUAAAUUCUUCCGCUUCUCUGUUGUUCGCUACAUACUUUAGUCCGAGACUACCAUCAUUGAAGUCAUUUCUGGUGAGGAGGGGCGUUGUGCAAAAUAAAGCAAUCAGCGAUUAGAUUGUCUCUAACCAAUUAGUGUCAAAGCCAAUGAUGAAUUUUCAAACCGCCGCUUUACCCACGUGUUCUGGCUCUGGCCCAAUCCAUCGGUUUCUGGACCAAUCAGGUGGCCCCGAAAUAUAUUUGCAUUCGGGGUCGGGGAGGUAUUGCGUAAGAAACUAACGUCCAGGGGUGUGGCAUAGCGUUUGGCUGGAGCAAGGAGUCUGAGUAGCCAGGCAACUAAUGUCAACCCCUGAAGAGAACUGGCAAAUGAGCAUAGUUAUCGUCUUUCCUUUAGUGUGUGUGUGUGUGUGUGUGUGUGUGUGUGUGGUGCGAGUUAUGGAGGUUGUUUGUUUAGUUAUGCUUCUCUUUUGUUCUUUUUUUGUGACUGGGGCUAUUUCUUGGUGCUCUUCAGUGAGCGAGGCAGAUUCCUUUGGGGUUUGUUGUAUAGUUUAUUGAAUCAAACCUAGAGUGGAUAGAAAUGUGAAUACACAGUCGUAGCCCAACACCGCGUUUUGUUGAAUAAGCCGAAUCUCAUUCGAUCCCAAUUCUCAUUCAAUUCAGAUCCCGUUUACCCAGCUACUGACGUAUUUAUUUACAGUCCGUCGGACCAUCAUUUUGUGAAUGUGCUUUUUCCUGUUCCACACUCCUUAAUUGAGUGUGUCUAGGUCUAAAAAAAAGUCUGAAUUAAUUCUAAACCAUGUCAGUGAAGCUCAGUAAGCCAUGAUAGUGUUUUUUUAUUAAGCGUCUCAUGUCAGGGAUGUUUUAUCUGACUUUCUUUGUGAAUCAAAGUGAAAACCCGUURGUGUCCCCUUACACAAUACAUAGGGUGGAGGCAUGACAAACUUUGAAAUAGUAGCCUGUAUUCUGAACCUGUUUUGAAAUUGACAUUGAGGCAAGAGGGACUAAUGUCCAUUAUUGCUGUUUUUCCUGAUUAAAUUGUUUAACUGUAUAUACUAUAAAACUGUGUUCCGUGUCUGGUUUUGAUUGUGUCAGGCCUACCCAUUUCCCUUUUGAAAAUGGGUGACCCGUUUCAAACCAAAUGAAAGGGAAGCUAGCUAAUAUGCAAUCGGUGUAAUUGGUCGGUCCUCAGCUCUCUAAUGCUAUAUGAAUGUCAUGGAGUCACAUUAACGUCACUUGCAUUAACAUUACUGUUAACAUUUGUGCAGUGAUCGUGUUUCAGUGGUCGUGCCCAAUGAGAUUGGUUUGCGGAUGAGGGUGAGUUGACCGUUGUUGUGCUUUGACUUGGAGCAGAAGUUGCUUUGAAUUGUCCUUUACCCUGUUAUCGUGAAACAGCAUGUGUCUGAGCACCCGACAAAAUGAUCAGAUGAAUUACCCAUUAUUGCUUAUCUCUGGUACAAAAUACCUGUAAUAAGGUAUCAUACUUCUACCAUAUAAUUUACUGAAUACAAGUAAUUAACAUUUAUUACGUUUGAUGAAUAUUUAGGUUUGAAUCAUAUUUGGAAGAAAUAUAUAGAAAUAUAUCUUGACAUAUUGUUUUGGGUUAUAUAUUCUGAUUUAAUUAUGCUGGAAACGGAUCAGAAACAGACGCUAACUUAAUCAGAGCUUAGAUGCUAACGCGUCUAUUCAYGUGCCACAGCAGCAUUUCAUCAGUGGGCCAAGUGAUUUCUAGUUUCCAGAAACUGAGCUUUAUCAUAAUCCAACAGCAAGCUUCCCUUCUUUUUUGUGGUUCUAUUGAUUUUAAUUGACCCACAAUAAUUAUAAUGAAGAGGAGGCAGGCUCAUCUAUGUUUAAAAUGCAGCUCUCAAUCUAGUUGUCCAUGAUGAUAUCAUACUGAUUGGUCAAYCUUGGCCCCAUUUAACCAACUCACACAUAUGUGUUUGUAUCAAGUCUGAGUCGAGAUUAUCAGUAGCCUUGACACCAGUGUCUUUCAGCAAAGCUCCAUUGUUGCUAUCCUACCAAGGGCGGUGACAACAGAGCUGACCAGCACUGGGACUAGCUGCUAUCUAGACUACAGCCUGUAUAUUUUUAAGAUGAUAAGAUUGUUUUUCUAAGCAGAAAAUAGUUUCCUAUACAGAUCUGCUUUGUCCAUAGGAUGGGGAAAGCACCCUUUAUUUUCAUUUAUUUCAGAUCAUGGUGGCAAWUAUUUUUAUUUUGACAUGAACGUGUAUUCUCAGUUUGAGAUUCUGGUUGUGUUUUUUAUUUAGCAAAAGGAGGCAGUUUGAAAGUUUCACCAGGGGAGUGUUUGAGAUGGUAUGAAAAUAAUGUAUGAUUCGAAGAGCGGGGCAUUUAUUAAUCAUUGGAUAAAGUCCCCCCAAAUGCACUAGAAAACACAUACUUUAUACCAUCCAAACAUGUUGCCAACAACAAUAGUUAAGGUACAAAUGUAAAUGGUUCAGCAACACUCCUUCGGUGAAUAACAGACCUUUGUACAUGGAACAAUGAUGGCAUUAGAAAGUGUUCCUUUAAGGUGCCUGAGUAGGGUUUGUUUUUAAUUUGGCUUUUAAGCUAAUUGAUUUGUCUGUCCAAGUGUUUGUUUUGGUUUGUUUUGUUUGUUUUUGUUUGUUAAUGAUAACCGUACAGAAUCUAUCAAAUAAGCUAGCUUGAAUAUUUUCCUCCAUACAGAAAAGUACAAAUGUUUACGAUAUCUAAUUAACCAAAUAGCAAGUAUGCGUUUGAGAAUCAAUCUGUCUGUCACUAAAAAUGACUGAUAGAUUGAUUUGAUUUAUUUCUUUCCUCUGUCAUUUUAAACUUGAAGAUGUUAUGACUGCUUAUUCUUUUGUUUAGAUGUUGUUGUUUUUUACUUGUCAAACAGUGCUCCCUCAAUAUGACAAAAUAAGAAUUGUUACCAUCGUCUGCUUAGAACAAAAUCGACUAUUUAAAAAUAAAAAUGGCACCCAGGGUGGCUUAGAAUCAUUAAAGAGAGGCUGAACACGCCGCUUGGCAUGUGUUCUGUUUCUCAUUAGAAAAAGUCGAUUUCAGUCUCAGAGGUGUGUUUCCUGACCGAUUCCUCGUUUGGUUAAUGAUGUUUGUCCACCAUUAGACACUGGAAGCCUAUUUCCCUUCCUCAAAAUCCCAUAAUGAAUCUAGGAUAACUCAAGAAAUCUGUAAUUAAUUUAGACUUUUUGGCCGAGGAUGUUUUAGUUGCAAAAUUAGAAAUCUGAUUAAGGUGUUUGGUGCAGUAUUUCUCAAGUWAAAAAAAUCAGAGACGCAUUGUCUUAUGUUAACAAAGUCUGAGCUGCUGAGCACAUCUGCCUUACUGUCUAUGCUAUUGGAUAGAGAGCAAUCACCGCAGCUAUUCAUCCCAUGAUAGUGGGUAAAUGGACAUCGUCAAAUCAAAACCCAACAUUAAUUUACCUGUUGUGACACACGGAUGUUCCAAACUCCAUUUUAGACCAGACUGACUUUGACAAAAAUUAUCUGUAGAUUACACCAUAGAUGAUUUGGGAGGCUUUAGUUUUCAGACUGCUGUGAGAGAGAGGUUUAGCCAACUAGUACAUUUUCAUUUGGAAAUGUGAAGAGGCAUGGGUUUCGAUUUUGCACUAAGAGGUUAUCCUCGUCUCACUAAGAUAGAGAAAUGCAGUACAUUCGUUGAAUUGCUCUCUGUCAUUCAAAACAGACUCAAUUAAAAAUGAUGCUUUCAUUUACUUCUGUUAUCUAAUCUCUGCAACACUUCAAUGUAGAUUUUAUCCUAAGUGGGUUUUGUGAUCAUGUGACAGUCGUAGAAUGCACAUCCGGUACAGUACAUUUUGACAAGCCUUUCUUUGCUUUGGAGAAAUCAAAGUACAGUAUGAUAAUAUGAUUCUUACAUGUGGCGCCAUGUUUUCCCUUUUUUCAAAACAGUAAAUGGACAUGAACCAGACUGUCUGAUAAAGCUACUCUACACCAAAGUGCAAUUGAACUCAGAGGGAGCACUGUUGGUGAACCAGUGGGAGUCUUCUCUCCUGGUUGUGGUGUGCACAAUCUUUAUGUAUGGAAGAUUAUUAUUCUUCUCAUCUUUYUCCAGUCUGUCUUAGAUAAUUCAGAUGCAACAUUUUUUCUUUUGUUUUUUGUGUACAGCUUGCUUCGGAGUUGUCUCAAACAGGUACUCUUACUUCUGUACGGUUCUUUCCUUAGGAUGAUGCAAUGAUUUAAAAAAAAUAAUAAUAAUAAAAUAUGUAAGAAGAAGAAA
Molecule: messenger RNA, 9425 nt
Organism: Salvelinus sp. IW2-2015
Lineage: Eukaryota; Metazoa; Chordata; Actinopteri; Salmoniformes; Salmonidae
Product: phosphatidylinositol 3-kinase regulatory subunit gamma
Biological process (GO): phosphatidylinositol phosphate biosynthetic process; insulin receptor signaling pathway
Cellular component (GO): phosphatidylinositol 3-kinase complex
Molecular function (GO): protein binding; 1-phosphatidylinositol-3-kinase regulator activity
Source: RefSeq, a predicted model, not a curated record